This is a messenger RNA of Australozyma saopauloensis, 1017 nucleotides long. RefSeq names its product carbonate dehydratase (gene NCE103). The transcript has a single exon. The coding region runs from base 1 to 1017 and encodes 338 amino acids. Lineage: Eukaryota; Fungi; Ascomycota; Pichiomycetes; Serinales; Metschnikowiaceae. Gene Ontology annotation, biological process: carbon utilization; cellular response to oxidative stress; cellular response to carbon dioxide. The record is from RefSeq and is a predicted model, not a curated record. Gene Ontology annotation, molecular function: carbonate dehydratase activity; zinc ion binding. Gene Ontology annotation, cellular component: cytoplasm.
AUGCCUCUUCUUCUCUUUUCAUCUAACACACUCAGACACCCGCGCUUCUCGAAGUUACACACGAAGUCGUUCGCCUCCAGCUUGUAUCAUUUUUCGUUCAAGUUGUCGUCUACACUCAUCACCAAUCGUGCCCUUUCGCCGUCGUCGCCACUGUCCUCUUUGGCGUCUUUCCUAGGUUCUUCUCCUCUCCGUCCUCUCAGUCUUACACGUUCAGCCAUGGGUCGUGAAAACAUUAUGCAAUAUCAGUUGGAACAUGACCACGAAACGGACAUUCCGCAGGUCUCCACUGAAACUUUGGUUCCACCAAAGACCCCUGUCAAGCCAGCCACUAGUCACAACAAUGGUCCUUUCACCUUGCUGAAAGAGUCCACAAUGCAAGACUUUUUGGCUAACAACAGAUACUUCGUGGACUCUGUGCGUCACAACCACUCCAACCAGAUCUUUGAUCUCAACGGAAAGGGCCAAUCGCCUCACACUUUGUGGCUCGGAUGCUCCGACUCUCGCGCUGGUGAGCUGUGCUUGGCCACCUUGCCUGGUGAGAUCUUCACACACAGAAACAUUGCCAACAUUGUCAAUGCCAACGACUUGUCACUGCAGGGUGCUAUUCAGUUCGCUGUCGAUGUCCUCAAGGUUAGAAAAAUCAUUGUUUGCGGUCACACUGACUGUGGUGGUGUCUGGGCUUCUUUGUCCAACAAACGUAUCGGAGGUGUCCUCGACUUGUGGCUCAACCCAAUUCGUCACAUCCGUGCCGCCAACAGAGAGAUCUUAGACAAACUCAAGGACAAUCCAAAGGAGCGUGCCAAGAAGCUUGCCGAGCUCAAUGUCAUUGCCUCUGUUUUGGCUUUGAAGCGUCACCCUAGUGCUCUGAACGCUUUGAAGAAGGGCGAGAUCGAGGUCUGGGGUAUGAUGUACGAUGUAGGUACUGGCUACCUUUCCGAACUCGAGAUCCCAGCUGAUGAGUUUGAGGAUCUUUUCCACGUGUCCGACGACCACGAGGAUGAGCACAACCCUCACUAA